AUGAGCACCCACCCACUGACAACCAGAAAUACAAACUCAGACACGUCUUCAACUGUAGCAGGGGAAGCACGUUCAAAUCUACACCUGAGAUUUUCUCCUUCAGCAAGCGUCAUGUUGAUCCAGGCCGGCAGUACCAUUGUUUGUUUGUUUCUUGCACAUGUGGCUGCUCACCCAGAUUUGCUCUUGUCUAUGGACCGUAGACCUGCUGGGCAGUUCUGUGGUCAUCUUCUAUGUCACGUAAUCAUGGGGCAGAUGGAUGAACACAUCCUGGGACUGUCCUUGUUCAAUAUUACCCUCCCAAACACCAGAACCAAACUAGCAUCUGUGUCCCUUUUCGAACCUAGAGCACACGUGGAGCAGUGCAAGUCCCCGCUCAUCAACGCGACAGGAUACAUCAUCAGAAAUUUAGGACAUCUGGCGUUAGGUUUCCAAAACAUGGUCGAUUGUCUAAAUGGGUCGUUUUUGUGUCAGCUGGACUUUGUCAAUGUCAGUGGACAGCCGGACAAUAUCAUCAAGAGCACCUCACCAGCGGACAUGUGUGAUCACAGUGGCAUCGAUCAUCGAUUGGACAGAAUGUUUGUGGCGCUAGACAACCUUGCUGUGGGUUUUCACGCAGAUCUGGCAGCGCUACAGCAAGAGAGUUCAGACGUGCGUCAAAUACUGGAGGCCCUUCUCGGUAGUGUCGGAUUCAUUGACUCACAAAUCCAGCGAUACAACGGUACUCAGCAGAAAUAG
Molecule: messenger RNA, 735 nt
Organism: Candidula unifasciata
Lineage: Eukaryota; Metazoa; Mollusca; Gastropoda; Stylommatophora; Geomitridae
Source: the annotation of a GenBank genome assembly